UUUUUCUAUCUUCAUAAAACGUAUUCUAUUUUCAUACAAAAAUAAUAAAAAUAAUUCAGAGAAUACCGUUUAUUAAAAAAAAAUUGUUUAUUUUAUACUUGUCAAUUUGAUCCAUGAGAUUUUUUCUCUACACGAUACUAAAGUAAGCUGGGAGAGUGGGACUUCGGCAAUUGUCGGGAGGUGUUCGGCAAAACUCGUUCGCCUAUGGAUAUUCUAGUGAAAUAGAACUAUACUGAAAACUGUCAUGGCGUCGACGUGCAAAUUGUAAACAAACUGUGGUUAUUUCGAAUGUUUUCUAAUCAUGAGUAGAAACAAGGAAAAAGAUUUCGAUUGGUAUUCAAAAGAAAAUGUAUCUGACCAGGAAGAUUUCGAGCUUUCUGGAGAAAGCGACGAUAAUAUCGAACAAGUUUCGAAUGACAGUUCCACUGAACAAUCAGGUUCCGAGAGUGAGGACAUUAGCUGCAAUGAUACUAGUGAAAAGUUUUUCAUAGGCAAAGAUAAAACGACAAAAUGGUUUUCUUCUCCUGAAAAUAAAAAAGUAAAAACCAGAAAGCAUAAUAUUGUCAUCAGGUUGCCAGGAGUUAAAACUGCUGCCAAAAAUGCUCAAAGUAUUCUCGAGUGUUGGGAAUUAUUUUUUACUAAAAAUAUGAUUGAAAAAAUAGUUAAUUUCACAAAUAUUCAACUUGAUAAGCUUCGAAGAAAUUAUAAAAACGCAAAAGAUGUUCGUCCGACUUCUGAAAUUGAAAUUAGAGCCGUUCUUGGUUUGUUGUAUAUGAUUGGUGUAAAAAAAGGCAAUCAUGUGAAUUUAAAAGAAUUUUGGGCUUCAGACGGAACAGCACCGGAUUUUUUUCGAGCUUCAAUGAAUCUUCAGCGGUUUUAUGUUUUGAUUAAUGCAUUGCGUUUUGACAAUAUUCAUACUCGAGAUGAAAGAACGAAAUUGGAUAAAUUAGCGGCAAUACGAGAGAUCUUUGAUAUGUUUAACGAUAAAUGUAAAGAAUGCUAUACACCUGGUCAAUAUUUAACAAUUGAUGAAAUGCUGGAAAGUUUUCGAGGGAGGUGCAGUUUCCGUCAAUAUAUGCCAAAGAAACCAGCAAAAUAUGGUCUAAAAAUGUGGGCUUUGGUGGAUUCUCGUUUAUUUUACACCUCCAAUAUUGAAAUUUACGGAGGAAAACAACCGAAUGGACCUUUUAAUAUUUCUAAUUCCGUAGAUCAAGUUGUUAAACGUAUUUCCGCUCCAAUUUUAGGCACAGGUAGAAACAUUACGAUGGAUAACUAUUUUGCAUCUAUACCAUUGGCUGUUGAUUUAUUAGAUCACCACAGAACAACUGUUGUAACAACUUUGCGCAAGAAUAAAAGAGAAAUACCUCCUCAAUUUCUUCAGACCAAAGGAAAGGCUGUGAACUCUAGUAUGUUUGGUUUUACUGAAAAAUGUACUUUAGUUUCAUAUGUUUCAAAAAAAAACAAAAAUGUGCUGAUGUUGUCUUCCCUGCACAAUUCUGGUGAUAUCGAUAAGGAUAGUGGACAAAGAAAAAAACCUGAGAUAAUUACCUUUUAUAAUUUAACGAAAGGAGCUGUAGACGUUGUCGAUGAAUUAAAAGGUACCUACAGUGUAAGUCGAGAAACUCGUCGCUGGCCUAUGGUAAUAUUUUAUGCCUUAUUAAAUAUUGGUGGAAUAAAUUCCCAAAUAAUUUAUCGAGAAAACACUGAAAACAAAAUAACUCGUCGCUCUUUCUUGAGCCAGUUAGCAAAAGAUCUUGUUAUUCCUUUUUUAAAAGUCCGAGUAAUGGAGCCUUCAUUAAAUCUUGAAUUACGAUCACUAAUUAAACGAAUAGGAAACAUUAGAAUUGAAGAAGCAGUCAAGACAUCCCAAGGAUUUUGUGAAUUUUGUCCUCGAAAACUGAACAAGAAAACAAAAAAACGAUGUGUUACUUGCUCUCAAUUUAUAUGCCCAUCACACACUUUGCUGUACUGUGAUGAUUGUUAUAAUGUUUGAUUUAAUAGAGUAAUACGAAUAAUAAGAUUUUAAAUCUAUUCUUUUGCUUUAAAAAUUUAUAUUUGUUUAAAAUGUAAAUGUUUACAAUUUCGUAAAAACGAUGUAAAAUACUAUUUAAUAAAUUCUGAAUCUUCUUAAAUUUGCAUUAA
Molecule: messenger RNA, 2142 nt
Organism: Leptopilina heterotoma
Lineage: Eukaryota; Metazoa; Arthropoda; Insecta; Hymenoptera; Figitidae
Product: piggyBac transposable element-derived protein 4-like
Exons: 2
Coding region: 302-1993 (563 amino acids)
Source: RefSeq, a predicted model, not a curated record